Messenger RNA from Rattus rattus (black rat), 3835 nucleotides. RefSeq names its product GEN1 Holliday junction 5' flap endonuclease (gene Gen1). Gene Ontology annotation, molecular function: 5'-flap endonuclease activity; four-way junction DNA binding. Lineage: Eukaryota; Metazoa; Chordata; Mammalia; Rodentia; Muridae. The record is from RefSeq and is a predicted model, not a curated record. The transcript has 13 exons. Bases 14 to 2740 code for a protein of 908 amino acids.
AUCAACCAUCAGGAUGGGAGUGAAUGACCUGUGGCAAAUUUUGGAGCCUGUAAAGCAACAUAUCCACUUGCAGGAUCUUAGUGGGAAGACCAUUGCCGUUGAUUUGAGUCUCUGGGUAUGCGAGGCACAGACAGUGAAGAAAAUGAUUGGAACUGUCAUGAAGCCCCACCUCAGGAACCUAUUUUUUCGUAUUUCAUAUUUAACUCAAAUGAAUGUAAAACUGGUGUUUGUGAUGGAAGGGGAGCCACCAAAGCUGAAAGCUGAUGUCAUGAACAAGAGGACUCAGACUCGAUACGGGCCUUCUGGAAAAUCGAGGUCUCAGAAAACAGGGAGAUCGCAUUUUAAGUCAAUCUUACGAGAGUGCCUUGAAAUGCUAGAGUGCCUAGGAAUGCCCUGGGUCCAGGCUGCGGGGGAAGCUGAGGCCAUGUGUGCUUACCUUAAUGCCAGCGGUCAUGUGGACGGCUGCCUCACCAACGACGGCGAUGCUUUCCUUUAUGGAGCCCAGACUGUGUACAGGAAUUUCACCAUGAACACAAAGGAUCCACAUGUUGACUGUUACACGGUAUCAUCUAUCAAGAGUAAGCUAGGCUUGGAUCGAGAUGCUCUGGUGGGACUGGCAGUACUUCUUGGUUGUGAUUACCUUCCAAAGGGAGUGCCUGGAGUUGGAAAAGAACAAGCGUUAAAACUUUUGCAGAUUUUGAAAGGUCAAAGUUUGCUUCAGAGAUUUAACCAGUGGAUUGAAGAACCUUGCUACUCUGUUCCACAAUCAGCAGCAAAAAAAGUGGUUCACUGCUCGGUGUGUUCCCAUCCAGGUUCUCCUAAGGAUCAUGAACGCAAUGGGUGCACACUAUGUAAAAGUGAUAGAUACUGUGAACCACAUGAUUAUGAAUACCUCUGUCCUUGUGAAUGGCACCAGACAGACCAUAAUAGACAACUAAAUGAAAUAGAAAACAAUAUUAAAAAGAAAGCUUGCAGUUGCAAAGGAUUUCCAUUCCAUGAGGUCAUCCAAGAAUUCCUUUCGAAUAAGAAUAAACUGUUAAAACCGAUCAGGUACCAAAGACCUGAUUUAUUAUUGUUUCAGAGAUUUACUGUUCAAAAAAUGGAGUGGCCUAGUCACUAUGCGUGUGAAAAAUUGUUGGUGCUUUUGACCCGCUAUGACAUGAUAGAAAGAAAACUUGGUAGAAAGACUUCCAAUCAACUACAGCCAAUUAGAAUUGUUAAACCCCGAAUCAGAAAUGGAGUCUGUUGUCUUGAAAUAGAAUGGGAAAAGCCUGAACAUUAUUCGGUGGAAGAUACACAACCUGGAGGACUGGAUCUCCUUACCAUCGAAGAAGCAUCACUGUUUGAAGCAGCCUAUCCUGAAGUUGUAGCUAUCUACCAGAAACAACAGUCAGAAACUAAAGGGAGGAAACAGAAGAAUAUAAAAAUUAAGCCCAAAGGAAGCCAUCUACCAGAAUCAGAUGAUGUGAUCAGUUCUCAAUCACUUAUGACUUUAGAACCUAUAUCAAAAGCCUUCCCCAAGCAGAAUCCCAAAAUUGAUUUGGAAAUUUCUCCAGAUCCUAUUUUAGCACAGGAGUCUACUUCUCCCUCAUUGAGUAGUUUUGUUUCCCCUGAAAAUGCUCCUGGUUUGAAUUUGCAAGAACAGUUAAUGCCUUCUCCAAGAACUUUGGCUGUAAAGCAAACUAAAGAUGUCAGUAAUUUUCUAGUUUCAGAAUGUAGUCAGCCCAGUUCUUCAUCCCAUAAUAUUUCUGUGAUUACUGAUCUACACUUGAGUAGCAUUGACUGGGCAGGUACUUCUUUUAGUAAUUCUCCAGCAGUUCAAAGAAACACUUUCUCUCAAGAUUUACAAUCAGAACCUGAAUCAUCAGCCAUCCUUCCUGCCUUUGAACAGUUGUCAUAUGAAUCAGAACAAUGUACCUUAAGCAACAAAGUGUCCAAUAGAGGUCUUCAGAAGAGUGGUCCUGAAGAGCAUCUCCUUUCCAGCAUCACUGGUUUACAUCUUCAUGAUUUGCCUCUAAAGGAAAGAAUACAUAUAAAAUCUUCAUGCCCUCAGUAUAAUGUAGGAGCAGAUGCUGACCUGGAAAGUUUGCCCUUAACAAUGAAUCACUCUUGUAUUGCUUACAGUAGCUCUGGAGGUUCAUCCCAUUUUUCAACGGAUCUUACAGGGGUAUAUCUUCAGAAAGAGCUCAGAAACUCUAAAGUUCUAGACAGCCACUUCCUUCAAGAAAACUUCAGGGUGAAUACUUCCUUACCUUAUUCUUUCAAUGAUGAAGCAGUAAAGACUUCCAGUCUUCAAGUUGGGCUGCCAACUGCUGCUGUACCUCAUAAUCCAAAAGUUGAUGUGAAAACUAAGAACCUUGUCAAGAAGAGUAGUGUUUGCCUUGAGCGAGAUUCCUCAGAUGAAGAGAAUGCUGCAGUGUCCUGGAAAGCUAAGUAUACUGCUCCUAAAUUGAAACACAGCUCUCAUAAUCAUAGCCUAGUCCAUGACAGAGACAGUACUCACAACAAACACAGAAAUCUGAAAGAUGAAUCUAACGAAACCAAACUGUGUACUGAGUCUUUUAAAAUAGCUGAAGAUGAAGAAAACAAGUUCUCAGAUCCAGCAAGAAAUCCCCAGAGUUUUCUACAAUGUCAUAACAAGGACGAGGACUCUGCUGACUGCUGGGAAAGUCCUCUCCCUUUACGUCAGAGGUUAAAGCUCAGGUUCCAGAACACUCAAAGUAGACUUUAUAAUACUUAAAUUUAAUGUGUUUAAAUGCUGGUAACAUGAGCAGAAGCCAAGCAAACUUGGGUUUGGGAGAAAAUGUACAUGAUUAUGUGCCAUUUAAAUCAAAAUUGUAAUUUUAAAAUGUUACCAGCCAGGUGCGGCUCAUGCCUAUAAUCACACCAUGUCCGAGGUCAAAAGAGUCCAGAGGAUCAUGCACAGGAGUUCAAAGACAUCUUCUGGUAUAUGGAGAUUGUCGGACCAAUCUCAGUUAUCUAAGAAAGGAAAAAAAUUAAAAUUUUGACUACAAAAGAUGAGCCUCUGGUAACAACUUGAAAUGGUAUUUUUUUAGAACAUUUGAAUGUCUUCUUGAGGUAUCUUUAUUAUUAUCUAGCUUUAACAUAUUAUUUCUUGACAAAGUAAAUGCUUUAUCAUUUUUAGUUCUUCUUAUGUUAGGGUCUAAAGCAACUGUUUACUGUCUAGCCAUCCUCAAGAUGGUAACACUUUAUAAAGGUGUUGCAGUAUCUUUUAUGACCCUUCCUAAUGGCUGUAUUUCCCCUUCAUGUUAAAGAACCAUUAGCAUGCUCUUCCACUUUUAGUAAUGUCAUGUUUGAGAAGUGAAAAUGGAAGAGGAUGUGUAGUGAAGUGUGAUUGUGAAGUCUGGGUAAGGAAAGUUACCUUAUAUACAUUCAGAAGUUCACAGGCACUGUAAGCAGGAAAUAUUUUUUAAAUCAGAUGUAAACCAAAAGAGAAUUGGAAGCUUCCUCAGGAUCACACAGUAAUAAUAGUAAUGGUGUGGAUCCCAUCUUUCCAGUUUGGUUCUUGUGAUUUUAUUUUUCUGUUUUGUUUGUAAUCUAUAGAACUGUUCCCUUUUGUCUUAAAUUUUAGUUUGCAUGUAAUGUUGACUUUAAUUCCUAUAAGUCUUAAAUCUUACAUAAAUUGUAAAAAUCCUAAAGGCAUCUAGAGUUACAGCUGUUUGUAAGUGACUGGAGCCUGAAAGUAGAGGAUCCUAAGGAAUCCAUCAAAAACGUAUUAAAAGCAAGCGAGGCUUGGUGACACACUUCUUUAAUGCCAGCAUUUGGAAGGCAGAGGUAAGUGGAUCUCUAACUUCAAGACUAGCCUGGUAGGCAG